CUACAACCAAAAUUAUGACGGGGCGCGAAUCACAUCGGAUCAAGGAUGCGGAGAAGAAACGGGUCCUAGAUGAAGCGGCACGGCUACGACGUGCACGAAAAGCCCUGGAAGCUCUCGAGCGGGAUAACUUUCAAGAUGAUCCGCAUGCUGAUUUGGUUAUGUCUAAAAAACUACCCAAAUUCCAGGAUAGCAUAAAGAAUGCCAAGGAAAAGAAGGGCAAACGAAAAGGAGCCGAAUACUUUCGAGCAAAAUAUCGCAAGAAUUUUCAACAACUGCUCGAGGAGGACAAACAAAGGCCCAAUUACGAGAGCGCAGCUGCGCCGCCGCCUCAAAAGCCAGUUCGUCAUUUUUGUGCUGUCUGUGGAAACUUUUCUCAAUAUUCGUGCACGGCAUGUGGAACGCGUUAUUGUCGAGUUCGCUGCCUGCGUACUCAUCAGGAUACCCGGUGUCUAAAGUGGACCGCGUGAAUUUGGUUGUUAAGCUACUAAUACCCCUAAACAAAAUGUAAUUUAGCUUUAGUAUUCAUGCAAUAAAAAAAAAAACA
Molecule: messenger RNA, 544 nt
Organism: Drosophila hydei
Lineage: Eukaryota; Metazoa; Arthropoda; Insecta; Diptera; Drosophilidae
Product: zinc finger HIT domain-containing protein 1
Exons: 1
Coding region: 15-467 (150 amino acids)
Biological process (GO): chromatin remodeling
Cellular component (GO): Swr1 complex
Molecular function (GO): nucleosome binding
Source: RefSeq, a predicted model, not a curated record